Molecule: messenger RNA, 612 nt
Organism: Lithohypha guttulata
Lineage: Eukaryota; Fungi; Ascomycota; Eurotiomycetes; Chaetothyriales; Trichomeriaceae
Exons: 2
Coding region: 1-612 (203 amino acids)
Source: RefSeq, a predicted model, not a curated record
AUGAAGUUCCUGACUGGUACUUCCUUCUCGGCUCUCACUUCACUGACAAGCAUUGCUCUCGUCACUGCCAGCCCCUUGCCAAGGCUCAACAGUACUGCAUCGGCUUGGAACAAUACUAUCAGUAGAGAUCUCAUGGCUCGGGAGGACAAAGGUGGCGGCAACCCAUGGGUUACCAAUAAUUGGCCAGAGUGGGACACGCAGGAGUGCGACUGGGAUUUGUACACUAUGUGUCCUGGAGAGGCUGAGAUGACCACAUAUACGCCAAAAGAGACGGCUUGGCUAGAAUUCUGCGAAGGUUCGUGGUACAAGCGGCCUUGUAUACUUGUCCCAGUGCCGGAAUGGGGCAGAUGUCAAGAACUUCCGGAUUCCAAUCGAUAUGGUGAUAUUGGAUCCAGCUUCAAAUGGUUCAAAGUGCCACCUGAGGGUGGUCAUUGUGAGUUCUGGGACGAUCAUGACUGCUCAGGCAAGCAAAAAAGCUGGACCUACGAUGGUACUCCGCAGUGGACUCCGAAACAUACCCACGGUCGAAAAGGAAACAUCUGGAGAGCCUUCAAGUGCAAGACUGUCUUUGGAGAUUUGAGUGAAAGUGGAGAUGGUGAUUACUAUGAUUGA